Messenger RNA from Lolium perenne, 1785 nucleotides. Lineage: Eukaryota; Viridiplantae; Streptophyta; Magnoliopsida; Poales; Poaceae. The record is from RefSeq and is a predicted model, not a curated record.
AUGGACAAGAAUGCCAUCCUCGACGACCUCACGGACAGCGAGUACUACACGUUUGAUCCUGAAGGUUACGAUGAUGAUGACAUGGACCUAGAUAUAUCGACUGACACAUAUGGUGCGAAAUCUAUCGAUCCUUUUGACUUCGUGUACUCGAACCUACCAGACAGUACGUACAUUCUGAAGCCAGAACCGGACUGCGAACACUGUAAUGCCAAGAAGUUCGAGCGUGAGACCGACGGUUUCUGUUGUCGAAAUGGAACUAUCAAGCUAGCUGAACCAGAGCCUAUCCCGGAGCUCAUGAGGCUAUGGUCUAGCGCGGAUGCGGACUCUCGGCAUUUUCGGGAGAGCAUACGAUUCUUCAACGGCCACUUCUCAUUCACAACUCUUGGUGUCAGCCUAGACAACAGCUGCACCAACAUGAGGUCUGGGGUGUACACAUUCCGGGCGCAAGGCAAAUUGUACCACAACAUGCAUUCGUUCGGGCCAAACUCUCGCCCGGAACAUCUACAACUCUACUUCUACGAUGAUGAUCCCAGCCUAAUCCAUCGCAAGGAAGCCACCAAGGAUUUGGACCAAGAGGUCGUGAGGAAGGUUGUGGACAUACUAAGAGGAAACCCCUACUCCGAGCAGUUUAGGAGUUUGGGCGCCUACAAGGACAACCUCGAGAACUACCGUAUAGAACUGAACACCGACAACAAGCUUGACCAACGGAGAUAUAAUUUACCGUUGUCAUCCGAGGUGGCUGCGAUCUGGGUUGAGGGGAGCGACCUGGCAAAUAGAUUCAAGCGCAGUAUUAUCCUCUACGGUGACAACAACGAGAGACAUAGUAUACAGGCCACACAAGGAUGCUAUGACCCGCUCUCGUACCCCCUCUUUUUCCCAAAAGGGGAGCUCGGCUGGCAUCCAAAUCUUCCUAAACGUGAUACGCCUUGGAACGUUGCGCAAAAGUCAAGAGAGGACCGUGACGACGAAGAUGGAGGUGGCCAUAUAUGCGUCUCCGUUAGGGACUACUACUGUUACCGACUACAGACGCGUCCAGCUAUAUUCAACCCCAUACUACAUGGCGGGCGUCUGUUCCAACAGUUUGCAGUCGACAUGUACAUAAAGAUUGAGGGAUGCAGGCUGAGUUGGUUCAGGGACCACCAGCCGGAGAUACGUGCGGAUCUAUAUAAAGGAAUUGUGGAUAGCAUCACGGCCGGAGAGACUCGUGCAAGCACUGUUGGAACAAGGAUUGUUCUCCCGUGGAAGUUCCAAGGGGGCUUCCGAGACAUGAAGCGUAGACAUAUGGACGCCAUGGCGUUGGUCCAGACGUACGGCAAGCCUGACAUCUUCUUGACGAUGACCUGCAACCCUAACUGGCAGGAGAUACAUGAUGCACUACUUCCAGGACAAACCCCUCAGGACCGACCAGACAUUGUGGUCCGAGUGUUUAGGGCCAAGCUCGAGAUGAUGAAAGAGAUGCUGACCAAGAAGCAUAUUUUGGGCGUUGUGAAGGCCUACGUCUACGUGGUUGAGUUCCAGAAGAGGGGCCUCCCGCACGCCCAUUUCCUGUUGAUCAUGGACUCAAAAUAUAAGCUUAUUGUGCCAGAGCAAUACGACCGCGUCAUAUCCGCCGAGCUCCCGGACAAGAAUAAGUACCCCGAGCUAUACGCCAUAGUCGUGAAGCAUAUGAUGCACGGCCCAUGCGGUGUCCUCAAGCCAAACAACGUGUGCAUGCAAGAUGGGUCGUGCAAGUGUAGGUACCCGCGGGAAUUCAACGAAACCACCGUACAGGGGAAGGACUCAUAA